Messenger RNA from Pollicipes pollicipes, 1917 nucleotides. RefSeq names its product beta-glucuronidase-like. Gene Ontology annotation, biological process: carbohydrate metabolic process. The transcript has a single exon. Gene Ontology annotation, molecular function: beta-glucuronidase activity; carbohydrate binding. NCBI's taxonomy places the organism in Eukaryota, Metazoa, Arthropoda, Thecostraca, Pollicipedomorpha, Pollicipedidae. Bases 1 to 1917 code for a protein of 638 amino acids. The record is from RefSeq and is a predicted model, not a curated record.
AUGGCUCCGCGCUUCACCCUGCUGCUGCUGCUGCUGAGCGUGUGCCGGCCGGCGGUGGGUCUGCUCUACCCGCGCGCCUCCGAGUCUCGUGACCUGGUCUCGCUGGACGGCAUGUGGAAGUUCCGCGUCUCGCCGCCAAGCGACCCAGAUGUCGGCUUUCGCGACCGCUGGUACAGCCGUCGCCUGGAGGCGUCCGGCGACGUCAUCGACAUGCCGGUGCCCUGCAGCUUCAACGACAUCACCACGGAGCGCGCGGUGCGUGACUACGUGGGCUGGGCGUGGUACGACCGCGGCUUGUACGUGCCCAGCGCCUGGAAGGACCGCCGCGUGGUGCUCCGCUUCGGCAGCGUUAAUUACAUCGCCGUAGUCUGGGUGAACGGGGAGGUGGCCGGCUCGCACGAGGGCGGACACCUGCCGUUCGAGCUCGAGGUGGGCACGCUGCUCGACCUGUCCGGCGGCUUCAACUGGGUCACCGUCGCGGUGAACAACACGCUGGACCUGGAGACCAUACCGCAAGGCCAUAUCACGUUCAAGACGGACGAGGAGCGCUACCCACCCGGCUACUUCGAGCAGACGUACAACUUCGAGUACUUCCACUACGCCGGCAUCCACCGCUCGGUGCAGCUGUACACGACGCCGCGCACCGUGUUCAUCAACGACAUCUUCAUCACGACUAACUUUAGCGCCGGUACUGGGCCUCAGCCGACCGCCUUCGUCAGCUACGAGGUGGACGUGGUGCGCACCGACGACAAGCUGUACGAGCCGGGCCUGGUCCGCGUGCUGGACGGACUCGGUGGCGUGGUCGCCACGACCGUGCUCGUGCUGUUGCCGGAGCACGGGCGCGUGCGCGGCAUGGUGACGAUCCCGAACGCCACGCUCUGGUGGCCGGUGGGCAUGGGGGAGCCGGCCGGCCACCUCUACUCGCUGGAGGUGGUACAGAUGACGCGCCAGCGCGGCAUCCGCGGCGCCGACGAGCUCGAUGUAUACAGGGAGCCGUUCGGCGUGCGCACCGUCGCCUGGGAUGCCGACCGGCUCUACGUCAACGAGCAGCCCUUCUAUUUCCGCGGCUUCGGCAAGCACGAGGACGCAAACAUCGUGGGCCGCGGCCUGAGCCUGCCGCUGAUCGCGCGCGACAUCAACCUACUCCUCUGGAGCGGCGCCAACUCGUUCCGCACCUCGCACUACCCGUACGCCGAGGAGCUGCUCGACCGCACCGACGCCGCCGGCAUCGUCGUCAUCGACGAGAGCCCGGCCAUCGGCCUGGAGGGCUUCGGCCCGACGCUGCUGGCCAAACACCAGCGCGUGAUGACCGAGCUGGUGGGCCGCGACAAGAACCGGCCGUCCGUGGUCGUCUGGUCGCUUGGCAACGAGCCCCAGUCGGACCAGAAAGCGGCCGGCCCGUACUUCCAGACGGUGUACAACCACACGCGCGCCCUGGACCCGACACGCGCCAUCACCACCGUGGUGUCUGUGGCUCACGACGCCGACCUCGCCUCGGCCUCCAUGGACGUGAUAUGCAUCAACCGCUACUUCGCCUGGUACCAGGACAGCGGCCGCACCGAGCUGAUCGAGCGGCAGAUCGUGGCCGAGGCGCUCGCGUGGCGGCGCACCUUCGGCAAGCCGCUCAUCGUCAGCGAGUACGGCGCCGGCAGCGUCGCCGGCCUGCGCGACCUGCCGGCCUUCAUCUGGACCGAGGACUACCAGGCCGAGUUCCUGCGCCAGUACUUCCGCGGCUUCGACCGGUUGCGUGCCUCGCCUUGGUUCGCCGGCGAGAUGGUCUGGAACUUCGCCGACUUCGCCGUGCCACAGGAGUACAUCAGGCCGCAGUUCUGCAGCAAGGGCGUGUUCACGCGCGACCGAAAGCCCAAGCUGGCCGCCUACGUGCUGCGCGAGCGGUACAUGGCCAUGGUGCCCUGA